Molecule: messenger RNA, 1682 nt
Organism: Sycon ciliatum
Lineage: Eukaryota; Metazoa; Porifera; Calcarea; Leucosolenida; Sycettidae
Product: NADH-cytochrome b5 reductase 3-like
Exons: 9
Coding region: 160-1062 (300 amino acids)
Molecular function (GO): oxidoreductase activity; FAD binding
Source: RefSeq, a predicted model, not a curated record
AGGGAAACUACAGACUAGUUACUUUGAAGAGGGAAGUGAUCCGAUUGAACUGUUUCAACGCAUCAAGUGCCGGAGGAGACGAUUUCCACGCCCUUGGUGGACCGAAACGAAGAACUAAGUGUUACUUUACGCUUGUCGAGUGAAUUCAUUCGUAACAGGAUGGAGUGGACUCUGGUCGCGCUGUCAGGUGCCGCUGGCCUUAUCGGCGUACUUGCAUUUCUCUUCCUUCGUCAAACGCCGUCCAAGAAAAGCUCCAAGUCUAAGAUAGCUCUGAAUCCAAAGGAGAAGAUUCCUUUCAAGCUCAUUGAGAAGGAGGUCAUCACGAGUGAUACGCGGCGAUUCCGCUUUGCUCUGCAGACUCCCGAUCAUGUGUUGGGUCUGCCAAUCGGCCAGCACAUGUACCUGAGUGCUAUGAUUAACGGCCAGCUGGUGGUGCGCCCGUACACACCGGUCACGUCUGAUGAUGAAAUCGGUUACUUUGACUUGGUCAUCAAGGUGUAUGCAGCCGGUGUGCACCCCAAGUUCCCAGAAGGUGGCAAGAUGUCUCAAUACCUUGAUGGUCUGGGUAUCAACGACACCAUUGAUGUGCGUGGACCAUCGGGCAAGCUUACCUACAUGGGGCAAGGGCGAGUGACUAUCCGGACUACCAAGGAGGAAGAGACGCGUGUGUGCAAGAAGAUUGGAAUGAUGGCGGGUGGAACCGGUAUCACUCCCAUGCUGCAGGUGGUCAGGCAGAUUCUGAAGGACCCCGAGGACCAGACUGAGAUGUUCUUGCUCUUUGCCAACCAGACUGAGAAUGAUAUUCUGCUGCGUGAUGAGCUGGAGGAGAUUUCUGCCAAGUACCCGGAACGCUUCCACCUCUGGUACACUGUCGACACCCCACCAAAAGAAUGGCGCUACAGUUCUGGUUUCAUUGACGAGUCCAUGGUCCGCCGUCACAUGCCCGCCUUCGACAAGGAUGUGCAGAUCUUCAUGUGCGGUCCACCGCCUAUGAUCAAGUUUGCCUGUGUGCCAAACUUGGAGAAGGUCGGCUUCACUGACAAGCAAUACUUUGCUUUCUAAACCAACUACGUGUCCUGGUCUGGAAACGCAGGCUUUGCUGGUACGCACCGCGUGCAUUUUGCUUUCUGGGUAACUGCAAAGCACGAGGAGCAACAGUAUCUAUAUUUCUAUUUUCCGGAAGAUUUGUUACCGCUUUGUAGCAUUUGUAGCUAGGAGUUUGGUGAUGGCACUCAGGAGUGUCCCUGGUGUUCAAUGGUUUCUACUGCGUUGCCAGUAUGCCAUGUCACGUGCGCAGGUGCAUCGCUGAGGCUCCAGGAUGGACUGUGUCUGUCGUCACGAUUAGCUUUUGAUCUUCUAAUCAUUGGCUGGUGCACGUGUCUCUUGCUUGCCAUUGCAGUCACCACAGCCAUUCUACAGUAGUCUUCUUGUCUUAGUGGGCUUAGUUUUCAAUGUCUUUUACAAACAUUUUUGUAGAAAGUUAGCAUAUUAUUGUGCUGUUGCAUGUGUAGUCAACUCGCAUUGAAACAUUGUUUUCACACGAAAGGAGGCAUUACCCCCCGAAAACCUUUUCAGUGUAAGACCCUUCCUUUCUUCUUCCCUUUCUCGCAUCUAUUCUUAUUUCUAUUCUGUUUUUGGUAACAAUCGUUCUUUGUGGAUAUGACUUGUACUACUCUCGUCGA